GGGGCGAUAUCUAAUCGGUCAAGUCCUCUUCACGUUUUUAAUGUCGAGUCAUGUAUUUUAGUUGCUUUCUCUCUUCAGAGAUCGAGAUGAAUUGUGAAAAUACAGUUUCCGCAAUUCAUCGUGACUCACCGCAUUCUCUCGAAACGAGCAAUCUACCGAUGAUUUAACCGAGUGCACGUCGCCCGUAGCCACUAGUAUUAUCUCUGGUAACAUCGUCGCAAGAGCAGCUGCGAGCACCAUCGCUAAUGCAAUUAUCAAUCGUACCGCAGCUAUAUUCAGAUUAAAUAUUACUGGUGACAUCGUCAGUCGAGAGCAAUGGGGCCGUUCGAAGUACUGUGCGGCAUCGCCGCCGUAAUUCUCGCCGUUUAUUACUACUUCACCUCGACCUUUGAUUUCUGGAAGUCGCGUGGCAUUCGCGGUCCACAACCUAUCCCAAUUUUCGGCACUGUCAAAAACGCUUUACUGAUGAAACAGAGCAUGGGCGAUUAUCUGAUGCAGGUAUACAAUGACUACAAGGAUGAACCCGUGGUUGGAAUCUUCUCCAGGAGAGAACCCGUCCUCGUUGUAAAGGAUGCCGAGUUGAUCAAGGAGGUUCUCAUCAAAGAUUUCUCCAAGUUCGCUGACAGGGGGAUUAUCACUUAUGACAAGGUUGAACCGCUAUCGCAGCAUCUUUUUAAUUUGGAGCCCAAGAGAUGGCGACCGUUAAGGAUGAAGCUGUCGCCGGUAUUCACAUCCGGGAAAUUAAAGGAGAUGUUCUCCUUGAUAUCGGACUGCGCCGAGAACUUGGGACAAUACGUCGAGAAAGUGGCGAUCAAGAACGAAGCGGUGGAGUGCCGUGAAUUAACGGCCAAAUACACGACCGACGUUAUCGGUACCUGUGCCUUCGGCAUCGAGAUGAACGCUCUGUCGGACGAAGACAGCGAAUUCCGUAAAGUGGGGAGAGCCGUAUUUGCUACUAGUUGGCUUAAUGUGAUACGAUUCAGACUCAGACGGUCCUUUCCAUGGCUUUUUACACUGCUCGCUUAUAUUCUGCCGUAUACGAAAAGCACGAGAUUCUUCAUGCGUACUAUCGCGGAGAGCAUAGACUACAGGGAGAAAAAUAAUAUCGUCAGACACGACUUCGUUGACAUAUUGCGCGAAUUGAAAAAACAUCCGGAUAAAGUGAGCGACAUUACUUUGACCGACAGUUUGCUGGUUUCUCAAGCAUUUGUAUUUUUCGUUGCUGGAUUUGAAACAUCGUCGACGACCAUGAGCAAUGCACUCUACGAGUUGGCAUUAAAUCCUAAAGUGCAAAGCAGGCUACGCGAGGAAAUUGAUCAGGAGUAUGCAAAACAUGGUAGUAAUCUGACGUAUGAGAAUAUCAAAAGUAUGCCUUACUUGGAUAAAGUCUUCAAAGAAACCUUAAGAAAAUAUCCGCCAGCAACAUUCCUUCUGAGGCAAUCGACAGAAGCUCAUACUUUCGGUGGCACCUCAGUUACUAUACCGAAAGAUGUAAAAGUAUGGAUUCCGGUUUACGCGAUUCACCGAGAUUCAGACAUUUAUCCAGAACCGGAUGUAUUUGAUCCCGAAAGAUUUGACGAGGAAGCUUCGCAAAAGAGGAACGCAAUGUCUUAUCUACCUUUCGGCGAUGGUCCAAGAAAUUGCAUUGGUGCCCGCUUUGCCAUUUUCCAGACUAAGAUUGGACUUAUCAAGUUACUACGAAAUUACAAAGUUGAAACAUGCGAGAAAACACAACCCUACGUAAACGAUCCUAAAGCAUUUUUACUAGCACCGAAAAACGGGAUACAUUUAAGAAUAACUAAAGUUAAUCGAUCUUAGAUUAAGCUUUUUAGAAUGUAUCUAAAAAAAGAGUCAAGAACUAGAUUAAUAAUAGUCGAGAACAAUAUCUUAUUCUUUAUUUUAUUCUAUUAAGAUUAAUUUAUUAAUGUUUUACACCGAUAUUUCAUCACAUCAAUUAGUUAUUUUUAAAAAAUUUUAUAUUUUGUAUGGACUAUUUUACAAAACACAAAUUUUGAUGGACUAUAUCGUUAGCUAUUACGCAUAAUAGCUAACGAUACGCAUAUGCACAUGUAUUUUAGGGCAUUAAUGUAUAUUAAAGACUCUCAUAUGUAUAAAUUAAUAUAAACAUUACAACUGAAAC
This is a messenger RNA of Ooceraea biroi (clonal raider ant), 2140 nucleotides long. RefSeq names its product probable cytochrome P450 6a14. The record is from RefSeq and is a predicted model, not a curated record. NCBI's taxonomy places the organism in Eukaryota, Metazoa, Arthropoda, Insecta, Hymenoptera, Formicidae. Gene Ontology annotation, molecular function: oxidoreductase activity, acting on paired donors, with incorporation or reduction of molecular oxygen; iron ion binding; heme binding.